Catharus ustulatus (Swainson's thrush) is the source of this 1986-nucleotide messenger RNA. It is a transcript of the gene TOP1MT, whose product is annotated as DNA topoisomerase I mitochondrial. Lineage: Eukaryota; Metazoa; Chordata; Aves; Passeriformes; Turdidae. Gene Ontology annotation, biological process: DNA replication; DNA topological change. The coding region runs from base 36 to 1682 and encodes 548 amino acids. Gene Ontology annotation, molecular function: DNA binding; DNA topoisomerase type I (single strand cut, ATP-independent) activity. Gene Ontology annotation, cellular component: mitochondrial nucleoid; chromosome. The transcript is spliced from 13 exons. The record is from RefSeq and is a predicted model, not a curated record.
GGGAAGAGGAGAAGAAGGAAGAUGGAGUGAAAUGGAUGCAGCUGGAGCACCGAGGGCCCUACUUUGUGCCCCUCUACGAGCCCCUGCCUGAGGAUGUGCAGUUUUAUUAUGAUGGGAAACCCUUGAAGCUGAGCCUGGCCACAGAGGAAAUUGCCACAUUUUAUGCCAAGAUGUUGGAUCACGAGUACACCACCAAGGAGAUCUUCCAGAACAACUUCUUCCAUGACUGGAGGAAGGAAAUGACCUCAGAGGAGCAAGAGAUCAUCAAGGACCUGGAGAAAUGUGACUUCAGGGAGAUCCACAAAUAUUUUGUGGACAAAAACGAGGCCCGGAAAGCACUUCCCAAGGAGGAGAAGCAGAAGCUGAAGGAGGAGGCAGAUAAGAUCCAGGAGGAAUAUGGGUACUGCAUCCUGGAUGGGCACAGGGAGAAGAUUGGCAACUUCAAAACAGAACCUCCGGGGCUGUUCCGUGGCCGUGGGGAGCACCCCAAGAUGGGGAUGCUGAAGAAGAGGAUCAUGCCAGAGGAUGUCAUCAUCAACUGCAGCAGGGAUUCCAAGAUUCCUGAGCCCCCAGAAGGUCACAGGUGGAAGGAGGUGCGCUUUGACAACACUGUCACCUGGCUGGCCUCGUGGACAGAGAACAUCCAGAACACCUGGAAGUACAUCAUGCUGAAUCCCAGCUCCAAGCUGAAGGGGGAGAAGGACUGGCAGAAAUACGAGGUCGCUCGGCGCCUGAAGGGUGUUGUCCACACAAUCCGGGCUCAGUACAGAAGAGACUGGAAAUCCAAGGAGCUCAAGAAGAGGCAGAGAGCAGUGGCCCUCUACUUCAUAGAUAAGCUGGCCCUGCGAGCUGGGAACGAGAAGGAGGAAGGGGAGACGGCGGACACGGUGGGCUGCUGCUCGCUGCGGGUGGAGCACAUCCAGCUGCACGCCCAGCUGGACGGGCAGGAGCACGUGGUGGAGUUCGACUUCCUGGGCAAAGACUCCAUCCGCUACUACAACAAAGUGUCCGUGGAGAAGCCGGUGUUCAAAAACCUGCAGCUGUUCAUGAAGAACAAGGACCCCACUGAUGACCUCUUUGACCUGCUCACUACAGCCUUCCUGAACAAACACCUCCAGCACCUCAUGGAUGGUUUGACAGCCAAAGUCUUCAGGACCUACAACGCUUCCAUCACCCUGCAGGAGCAGCUCAAGGCCCUCACCAACCCUGAAGACGACGUUGCAGGAAAGCUCUUGUCCUACAACCGAGCCAACCGAGCCGUGGCCAUCCUGUGCAAUCAUCAGAGGUCUAUACCAAAAACCUAUGCCAGGUCCAUGCAAGUCCUCCAGCAGAAGAUCGAUGCCAAGAAGAAACAAGUGGAGGAAGCCCAGGAAGAAGUGAAAAAAGCUGAAGAUGAGUUCAAAGACACAGAAGAUGCCAAAGCAGAGGCGAAUGUGGAGAAGAAGAAGAAGCUGCUGAAGAGGCUGGAGGAGCAAUUGGCCAAGCUGAACAUCCAGGCCACAGACAAGGAGGAGAACAAGCAAAUAGCUCUGGGCACAUCCAAGCUGAAUUACCUGGAUCCCAGGAUCAGCGUGGCUUGGUGCAAGAAAUUCGGGAUUCCCAUCGAGAGGAUCUACAACAAGACCCAGAGGGAGAAGUUUGCCUGGGCCAUCGACAUGGCUGGCGAGGACUUUGAAUUCUGAGCUGGUGCCUUCCAUGUUAAAUCCCAAAUCCUGCUCAUUUUGUGCUGCUGGGAAGCUUUUUUUAUUUUACACUUGCUGUGGCUUGGGGCAGAGGGUUGUCUGAGUUUGGUGCCUUUUUUUUUUUUUAAUGGAAAAGCAAACACCUGGAUUUCCAGUAGAAACAGGUAUUGCUGGUUGGGAUUUUGGACUUGGGGGAAUUCUCAAUUCCUCUUCAGACUUUCCAAGUGCUUGGAAUUUUUUAUUUCCUCCUCUGGAGUCUUGUAAGGAGAUUAAAUAAGAGCCUUAAUUGUUCUGAUCAACAAGA